Molecule: messenger RNA, 1557 nt
Organism: Rotaria sordida
Lineage: Eukaryota; Metazoa; Rotifera; Eurotatoria; Philodinida; Philodinidae
Source: the annotation of a GenBank genome assembly
AUGGCUGAUGUUUUAUUUGAUCGAGCUGAUCUUAAUAGAGACCAACGACUUGAUAUAAAUGAAUUUCGCAAUCUUCUUGCACAAAAUUUAGGAGUUGGUGCAAAUAUGUAUACUGGAAAUGUUGUUGAUGAAGGUCGAUAUCCAACAGGUUCUUAUGAAACUUCAUCAACAGGUGCUUAUGGUGAUAUAAAUGCAGGUAUUGGAGGAUAUGCUGGUCUAGCAAGUACAAAUAUAACUGGAAUUGGUAAUACAAGUGAUAAUAUAAGUUAUAGUUCUUAUGAACCAGCAUCAUAUGCAUCAUCAAUAGGUGGUAUUACAGGUGGAUUUGAUGCAAAUGUAACAAAUGAUGGUGAUGGAGCAAAUGCAGCUGCUGGUGGAGGUACUUCAUUAUCAACAUUUGAAGGAAAUAAUACUCAACAACAACAAGUUUCACAAUAUGCUGCUAAUUCUCAAGGUCUUUAUCAAGAUCCUAAUCCACAAAUUAUACGACGUCCAGCACAAGGUGGACAAGUAACUUAUACACAAAAUAUUAAAAUACGUUUUCUUCAACCACCAGCUAUUCCACCACCAGGCCCAUUGAUCAUCAAAGAAGUACGAGCACCUCAACCCCCACCACCACCACCAUUGGUUGUUCGUCAACGUGCACCACCACUUCCUACACCACCUCCACUGGUUUUACGUGAACGACCACCUCCUAUACCAGCUUCUGCUGCUGCUCAAACUGUUAUUCGAAAAUUACCUGCUCUGCCAAUUCCACCUCGUUCAGUUGUUAUCGAACGAUUACCUGCACUUCCACCAAAACCUCGGGAUAUUAUAAUUGAACGUUGGGUUCCAUAUGGAGCAAUGACAAAACGUAAGACAAUUAUUCAACGUGCUGAAUCUAUUAAACCUUAUCCAAAACCACGCAAUAUUAUUAUUCAAUAUGAAGCACCACAAGUACGUGUUGUUCGACAAUUCCAACGUCUUGGUAUUACUCCAGAAAAUCCUCAAGAAUAUGUUCAACGUUAUGGAACAUCACUUCUUGAUGCUCAAACAUUGCUUCAACAAGCACGUACUGCUGGUGUUGUGGAAGAUAUUUCUCCACCAACAAAUAUUGGUACGGCAACAGCAGUAGCAGGGGCGAGUUCAUCAUCAUAUAAUGCUGACUUUGUUAGUGCUAAUUCAGGUAUUGAAACAGCUGGACCUGCUGGUUCAACAUCAGCAUUUGAUUCAUCAAAUUAUGCUGGUCAACAAGUAGGUGCUGGUUUUUCAGGUUAUGAAUCAGUUCAAGGUGGUAGUAUUGGUGGUUUGGUAUCACCAUAUGAAGCAAAUUCAUUUUCAUCACAAGGUAUUGCAGCAUAUAGUGAUAGCAAUCCAUCUGGUUAUCAAAAUUACAAUAUUUCAACUGGUAGUAAUAUUGAUUUAGCUAAUGCUGCAUUUAAAACUGCUGAUUUAAAUAAAGAUGGAUCACUUGAUAGUAAUGAAUUUCGUCAAUUCAUUAGUUCUCGAAAUCAGACAUUAAUUGAUUUGAUGAAUUCAAAGGAGAAAAAAAAAGGAAAAAUUUAUAUUCGACAAUAA